AUUUGAAAUAGAAAAGGUAGUGCGCGCAAAUGUUAACUUAAACCGUGAUAAGUACACGUGCGAUUCUGUUGAAUGUCCGAGAACUAAAUCAAACAGAAUGGUGAAUAUCCUUCUCGCUAUAACAUUUCAAAGAGAUGUAAUAUUAAAUAUAGCUCGAAUGUAAGGAUGUAUUGGUUGGCUUAGUACUUGCUUUAAAAUAAAGACAACUAUGAAAUAGAAAAAGUAUUUGCUGGUGGUUUAACUAGUAUCUGACUGUCAAAGUUACCUGUUUCCUUUCAGUUAGUAAUAAUAUUUUUCGAGACUGCAACAAAUAUUCAAGUGCCCUUUGUUACUCUUCUGCAGUCGCUACUCCUUGGAGUGAAAUAACUUCACACUUUGUAUAGUACCUUUCAAUUAUGGCAUGGAUGUAGAAAUGGCCACAGGAGUAUAUAACAGGUUCGGUCAGGGAGAAAGCCUGGGUUCUCAUUCAACCAUGGAAAUAAACUCAGCGUAUUCUCACAUUCAGAGAAAAGACAUCAUUGGGGCUGGAUAUGUAGGAGAUUCGAGAAUGAUUCAAGAACAGAUGGAGGAUUUCACUAACAACCUUAAUAAUUCCAUUAUGAACCAGGACAAGAAUAUGCAGUUCCAGCAACAACUACUGCAACUCAAGCAGCAGCAGCAUAUUCAGCAGCAGUUACUGCUACAACACUUCCAACAACAACAACAACAACUUGCAGAACAACAUGAGCAACAAAUACAGGAAAGAAUAAAGGAAUACCUGGAGCAGCAGAAGAGGAUUAAGGACCAGAAACUGGAGAUAGAAAGAAGAGAAAAUGAAAAACUUGAAUCUUUGAAGCAAAAAGAGAAACAUGAACAAAGUGCUGUAGCUUCAUCUGAAGUAAAACAAAGACUUCAAGAGUUUGUUCUCAGUAAAAGACAGAGAGAAGCUGCCGUUGGUAGUACAAGUAAUUCACCGCCUAACCUGCGAGACUGGUCACGUCAAUAUAAAUCUCUGGACCAAGGCUCAACAUCUACCGUUUCUUCCCGUUGUAGGCAUCCUCUACUUGGCAAAUAUGACGACGAUUUUCCACUUCGGAAAACAGCUUCCGAGCCCAACCUUAAAGUCCGUUCUGUGUUGAAGCAAAAAGUAAUAGAGAGACGCAGUAGCCCUUUAUUAAGAUGCAAAGACAAAGGGGCGACUCCUGUGAAGAGGAGACCAUCUGUUGCAAUAGAUGGAAGUAGUAGUAAAUCUGAUUCUGGACCAGGAUCGCCGCCAGAGGGAGCUAGUAUCCAUUCCCUCCACUCUAGUAAUGGCAGUACUCCAAUACAAGAGGAACCUGGUUCACCUUAUAUUUUGGGUUAUUGUAAUGACAUGGCCCUCUAUUCCUCUCCAUCCAUGCCAAACAUAACAUUGGGACGUCCACCUGUACCAACCAGUAGUACUAUAGAAGGUAAGGGAAUGUCUGAAGCCCAGGUUCGAGCCAUGGCGGCAGCAAGACUGGGUGUACCUCUAACAUCACAUAUGCUACACUCCUCUCUUCCUUUUUACCCCUCCUUGCCAGUGAUUGAUGGUGAGUUCACUCCACUAACAAGUCCUAGUUACAUACAACAACACAUAAAAACUUUGGAACAAGCCAGAAACUCAGGUCAAGUUCCUCAGAUUUGUGGUGCUCCCUCCAUCCUUCCUGGAAUGUAUAUGACUGGAAAUGUGAUCACAGAUGCUCAGGUGGCUCAAGCUCGCUUACACAGGAACAUACUCAGACCUCUAGGCCGAACACAAUCAGCCCCACUUCCUCUGGGACACCCCAUCUUGCAGCCUCAAGGAAUCAUAUUAUCUCCUCAGCAGAAUGACCAGCUUUCAAAAGAAAAGCACCUACAUGAACAACAACUACAUAACUUGCUGAAACAGCACAUCCGUCAAACAGUGCUAACCAGAGCUAGCAGCAAGAACCAGGUAGAAAAUGUUGAGGAAGAGACAGAAGCUGCUGUUGCCCAGGAGAUGAAAGAUGCUCCUCCAAUUUCAAAUGCAAUUUCCACACCAGAAAUUAUUGACCUCACUGAACACAGAGAAAAAGAAGUUGAACGAGAUAGUGAGCUUGCAAAGCAGCAACGUGAUCGUGAAGCAUUCCUUCAACAACAGCGGGAUAUUAUGGCAAAGUCAUCCCUUCAGAUUAGUGAAGGAUCAGCUUUCACUCCACGGCACCAUGUUGUGAGACCUCUUUCACGUGCCCUGUCUAGUCCACUGGUUACUUUAAGCCCAAUAGGAAAUUCUCAAGAAGGUCCAGUGUCAGUGCAUCAUGCUUUCACUACAGGCUUGGUCUAUGACAGUCUUAUGUUGAAACACCAGUGUAUUUGCGGUGACAAUUACUACCACCCAGAACAUGGUGGCCGGCUUCAGAGUAUUUGGGCACGAUUGCAGGAGACAGGGUUGGUGGCUCGAUGUGAGCGAGUACGCUCCAGAAAAGCCAGCUUAGAGGAACUGCAGACUUGCCAUAGUGAAGCAUAUACUAUGCUAUUCGGUACUAAUCCUUUGAACAGGCAUAGGUUCGACAUGAGUAGACUAGACUUGCCAAUUAAGAAUUUUGUGAUGUUGUCAUGUGGAGGGAUUGGAAUAGAUUCUGACACAAUAUGGAAUGAGCUACACACUGCUAGUGCUUCUCGAAUGGCUGCUGGAUGUGUCACAGAACUCGCUUUGAAAGUAGCUACUGGAGAAGUCAAGAAUGGGUUUGCUGUUGUUCGGCCACCAGGUCACCAUGCUGAACCUCAACAAGCAAUGGGUUUUUGCUUCUUUAAUUCUAUUGCUGUUGCUGCAAAACAACUAAGACAGAGGCUAAAGUUGGAAAAAAUCUUGAUAGUUGACUGGGAUGUUCACCAUGGAAAUGGUAUUCAACAGAUUUUUUAUGAUGAUCCUCACUUCUUGUAUAUCUCUCUUCAUCGACAUGAUGAUGGUAACUUUUUCCCAGGAACAGGUGAUCCUCUGGAGGUAGGAAUUGAAGAUGGAAUUGGUUUUACUGUCAACAUUGCCUGGUCAGGGGCAUUGAAUCCACCAAUAGGAGAUGCUGAGUACAUUGCAGCAUUUAGGACUCUUGUAAUGCCAAUUGCCAGGGAUUUUGACCCAGAGAUUGUCCUUGUAGCUGCAGGCUUUGAUGCUGCUAAUGGCCACCCUGCACCACUAGGAGGUUACACACUUUCACCUGCUUGUUUUGGCUACUUGACAAAGCAGCUGAUGACACUUUCUAAAGGACGGGUUGUUCUUGCUUUGGAAGGAGGCUAUGAUCUUCCCUCUAUCUGUGAUUGUUCUCAAGAGUGUGUAAUGGCUCUGCUUGAAGAUGAGGGUAGUCCACUACAAGAGGAAGAAAUAACUCGAAAACCUUCCCCUAUAGCUGUGAAUAUUCUUCAGCAAACAAUUAGUAUUCAAGCUCCCCAUUGGCCAUGUAUCAAACGUUGGGCACCCACAGUUGGAUAUUCUCUCUUGGAGGCUCAGCAGAAAGAAAGGGAAGAGGUGGACACCAUAACAGCUCUUGCAUCACUUUCAAUGACAGUUCCACAUGGACCUCACAUUCAGAGGCCAGAACCAAACUGUUCAACCCAGCAAGUUGAAGAACCAAUGGAUGAAGAUCAGGACCAGGAUAAAUGAAAGGACUGAUGAACCAGACAUUAGAUUAUCACCAUAGUUCACAGUCUGUAACUGACCUCCCUUAUGCUUGUGGUGUGAAAGUGAAACCCAACCAACAAGUGUCAUGUAUCUCUCACACAAACUUAGAUGCUGUAGUAUUUGAACAUGUGACAACAUGCUCACAUUAAGAUAUAUAUAUAUGUUUAUAUUACUAAGAAAAAAAACUUAUUUGAUAUCUUGUGCAUUUUACAAUGGCAUUGCACAAGCAAGAGAAGAGAAAAUUUCUGUUUUUGCUGUUUCUUUAUCAACUGUAGAUAUCACAAAAUGGCAAAGAGAUGAUGUUGGAAAUUAUCCUGCCAUGCAUGGUGUUUAUAUUUAUUAAUGAUUUCCUGUCUAUUAUGUUGUAUGCUAAAAGUAUUGUCUUUUCAAUUUUGAUAAUAUUUUAGCACUGAGAAUACUGGAUGUAAAAUGUUUUUUCUGAUAACUCAAGCUUCAGAAAUCACUUGUGGUUUUGUUUAGAUUUCUAUGUAAAAAUCUAGGGAUUGAGCUGCAUGUUUUUACGAAGAAAAUUUAAUAUAUUAUCAGAUAUGCGUCUGAGAGCUGGAUUCUCAUGUACUGCCUUGGAAUGGUACAAGUGAUACAAUAAUGCUGUUUGGUCAAUUUUUUUCUUCUCUCUCUCUCUCUCUCUCUCUCUCUCAAACCUUGAAUGAAUAAUGAUAAUAUUCAGGGUUAAUAUUGUUAAACAUUCGUGUGUGACUAAAUGUGAAAGGCUGUUUCUUGUAUAUUUUCUUCAUGUUACUUCUUCACAGACAAACCAGUAGUAAAAAGCAUUUAACAGAAGUCAAAAUCACAUUGAAUUUUGUUCCUUUUAUGAUGUAAGUCUUGACUGAUUGUAAAUUAAAUCAGAUAAUCGAUUUUACAUAACCUGAGCCUUGUUAUCAUACUAUUAUAGUUGAUUUAUUGAUAUGAUUAACACAGUUUUUGUUUUUCAUGUCAGUGACUCAUGAAAAAGAAUUACAUCAUGAAUGUUGAUAUUAUUGUAACAUAUGGUACAUUAUAAAUUUAUUGUAACUCAAAUAUACUAUAAUAUAAUUCAAUUUAUGUCAUUUCUUUAUUUUAGUUUGAGUCACAUUUUGUAAAAACACAAUCAAUGUUUUAAUAUCUAGAAGCUUUCAAGUAAGCUUCUGUGUUUGGUAACUCUAUUAUGUAUUAGUUAUGUUGUUAGUAUUUUAGAUUUAAUGAUAAGAUUUAAAUGUUAUUUUUGAAGUGAUUGUGUUUCCCAUAUGUUUACUGGUAUGAAAAUAAUAUAAUAUGAACUCAGAUGCUAUUUCAUAUUUGUUGGUUUAAUAAGGAACUAGAAAUAGGACCAGUAAUUUCAUUAUUUGAUGUCUUGUGAAACUAAAUAAACUUUGGAUUUUUAAUGAAAAUGAUCAUUCAUAUUAA
Messenger RNA from Limulus polyphemus (Atlantic horseshoe crab), 5038 nucleotides. RefSeq names its product histone deacetylase 4-like. Gene Ontology annotation, biological process: negative regulation of transcription by RNA polymerase II; chromatin organization. The transcript has 27 exons. The record is from RefSeq and is a predicted model, not a curated record. Gene Ontology annotation, cellular component: histone deacetylase complex. NCBI's taxonomy places the organism in Eukaryota, Metazoa, Arthropoda, Merostomata, Xiphosura, Limulidae. Gene Ontology annotation, molecular function: histone deacetylase activity. The coding region runs from base 401 to 3616 and encodes 1071 amino acids.